Molecule: messenger RNA, 474 nt
Organism: Adineta ricciae
Lineage: Eukaryota; Metazoa; Rotifera; Eurotatoria; Adinetida; Adinetidae
Source: the annotation of a GenBank genome assembly
AUGUUAAAGAAAAUUGUCUCCGGUGGACAAACUGGUGUGGACCGAUCGGCUUUGGAUGUGGCCAUUGAAUUAAAUUGGCCAUACGGUGGUUGGUGUCCCCGCAACCGAAGAGCAGAAGACGGAACUAUUGAUCCGAUUAAAUACGCGAAUCUCAAGGAAACAUCAGCUAGCCGAUAUUCACAACGUACUGAAAUGAAUGUGGAAGAUUCAGACGGAACUCUUAUAAUUAGUGCAGAUGGAGCGUCAAUGGGCUCGGGAACAAAGUUGACGAUAGCCUUGGCAGCAAAGCAUCAUAAACCUCUAUUUAUAGUUAAUUUAAAUGAAAAAAUAGAUGAAGGACAGGUCAUUGAAUGGCUUAACACAAAUAAGAUUGAGACAUUGAACGUUGCCGGCCCAAGAGAACAAACGUCACCCGGAAUUUACAAACAAGCUGAGACUUUUUUGCGAAGCCUUUUACAAAGAAUAAAAUCUUGA